AUGCAUAUCCCGAGGGCACCAAUACCUAAGUAUUCAGGUAUCGACAGUGAACACAUGGAAAAUAAUAUCACACUUGUAACUGCAUAUUUUCAUAUAGACACUUUCCUUAAGGGCAAUAUCAGACGGGGAAUGGAGGAUUAUCUCGCGUGGACGGAAGGAUAUUCAAAACUUGAAAAUGACCUAAUUGCUUUUACCGAUUCGCCUGAUGUAGAAAAUAUGCUGUGGAAAGCUAGAAGUCACCUCCCAAUACAUAAAACAAAGAUUUAUCUUGUAAACAAAAAUGACAUGUGGGCGUUUAGUCUUUCCGGGAAAAUUAAGAAAAUAUUCGCACAACCUGGCUACCCGGAACACCGUCCAAACACUGUGAUAGAACAAUAUCCUUGUGCCAUGCACGCGAAGUACGAACUAAUAGAAAAGGUGAUACGGGAGCGUAUGUUCCGGACGAAGUACUUGGCGUGGAUUGACAUUGGUUACUUCCGGAUCAGAUACCGGAAGUCGUUCCAGCUCCUUAUACCCCCCGACUUUCAGGACGAUCACAUCGCCUUUGUACAAAUGAAUACAUUUAAGCCACACACGGCCUAUUCUGUAAUCAGUAAUGAUGCGGUGUGGGUGGCAGGUGGCAUGUUUAUAGGGAGACCGGAAUAUCUUAUGGUGUUUAUCGAGGACUACAGACGGGUGGUAGAGUCACUGAUCAUCAUGAAUCUAAUGGGUACAGACCAGAACCUACUGUAUAUAAUGUAUACAAAAUCCGAGCGCGUGUUCCCUCGGGUCCCAUUACAGACAUACAGCGCCCCCUGUAAAUGUGACUGGUUCUAUCUCGGAAGGUACUGCCGUCACGUCUAUGAGAUGUCGCGUACAGAGCGCCAAAGGAGGCUUAUUGGACGAGGAAAGCUUCUUAGCAUAUAUCACCAGUACAUGUAG
Pecten maximus is the source of this 921-nucleotide messenger RNA. RefSeq lists its product as uncharacterized. Lineage: Eukaryota; Metazoa; Mollusca; Bivalvia; Pectinida; Pectinidae. The record is from RefSeq and is a predicted model, not a curated record. Bases 1 to 921 code for a protein of 306 amino acids. The transcript has a single exon.